ACUAGGGUUAGGGCUAGGGCUAAUACCAAUUCUGAAAGUUAUAUUAUAGUAGGGUCAGCACGAUGUGUAAUACUUUGUUGGGAGUUCCUUUAUCAGGUUAAUUUAGUCAGCGGCACCAUCAGCACAUCAUCAGCCCAGGCCGUCAGCUGGUGCAUGUCCAGACUCGCAGCCUUCAGCCAUGGCACUGGUGACCCUGCAGCGGUCCCCGACUCCCAGUGCAGCAUCCACAGCCAGCACCGCGACCACCACCGCGGGGGAGGAUUUUGGGAGUGAUGAUGAACGAAGGUUAAAUCAGAGCCUCAGCGAGAGUUUCUUCAUGGUGAAGGGAGCUGCUCUCUUCCUGCAGCAGGGCACCAGCCCCCAGGGCCAGCACGCACAGGCCCACCACCAGCACGCAGGUCAGGUCUUUCCAAUCCCUAGGCACGGCUGCUGCUGCGAGGCCGGGGUCUGAACCAUCACAACCCCCACUCCAGUAAAUGUGGAUGUCAUGACAAGUCCUUUAUUCAGACUGUUAAAAGUCAUGCAUGUCAACCGACAAUUGGUGGAUGUAGGUAGAAAUGGGGAAGAGUUCGAAAUUAUUAUCAAUAUAUCUUCGAUUGUUUUGCUUGUCAGGUUUCAUUUGAUACUUAUGUAGAUGUAUUGUCAGUUCAACCCAUGAAUACGAAAAUGAACACGGUAUGUUAGUUACUAUAGGAACAUAUGCUCAGAAUCAAACCUGGUCGGAGCAGGUUUUGCGCAGGUUAAGUUUUGAACAUAACCCGGUUUUGGGUAUUUAAACCCACGUUCAUCGCAGAUUUCAUGUGUUCAAUGCAAUCCACCAGGAGUGAUUAAUAAGACCACGGCUCGACAUCUUUACAUAUCCGGAUGACUUUACGCUGGAGAGAAAUAGAUUCUCGAGCAAAUCAUUAAUAUAUUUAAAUAGCCUUCUCCAGCCUUACAUAGCCAACACUACCAAUCGAGGACCUGACCUCAGUUCACUCCAGACUAUUUGCGUAGACCUUAGUUUUUUGCAAAUUGUAGUUUUAUCUGUAAAGUUGGAGAUGCUGAGCACAUCUCAGUCCUUUCAGAUGACCCAUCCACGCCCGGAUCAAGAUCUUCAUCGGCCCUUCUAUCA
This is a messenger RNA of Gadus macrocephalus (Pacific cod), 1114 nucleotides long. RefSeq names its product protein phosphatase Slingshot homolog 1-like. Gene Ontology annotation, molecular function: phosphoprotein phosphatase activity; actin binding. Gene Ontology annotation, biological process: negative regulation of actin filament polymerization; actin cytoskeleton organization. The record is from RefSeq and is a predicted model, not a curated record. The transcript is spliced from 4 exons. Bases 179 to 451 code for a protein of 90 amino acids. Lineage: Eukaryota; Metazoa; Chordata; Actinopteri; Gadiformes; Gadidae. Gene Ontology annotation, cellular component: cytoplasm.